Messenger RNA from Pseudomassariella vexata, 901 nucleotides. RefSeq names its product acyl-CoA N-acyltransferase. The coding region runs from base 129 to 791 and encodes 220 amino acids. Gene Ontology annotation, molecular function: histone H2A acetyltransferase activity; protein N-terminal-serine acetyltransferase activity; histone H4 acetyltransferase activity. Gene Ontology annotation, cellular component: nucleus. The record is from RefSeq and is a predicted model, not a curated record. NCBI's taxonomy places the organism in Eukaryota, Fungi, Ascomycota, Sordariomycetes, Amphisphaeriales, Pseudomassariaceae. The transcript has 3 exons.
ACAGUUGCCGAGUGUCAGUCAAGAAUCCAUUUCUCUCUCUCAUGUCAUGACAACAUCUCUUUGUGAGGCUAUGAAGUUUCGGCUUGGUUUUUCUGGUUAUCCCCUUCUUCUAUAUCGAAGGUUACGAAAUGUCGGACCUGAAGAGCACGGCGAAACGGCGGCGCACAACCGCCAACGCUAUCGAACAUGCCAUCCGGAAGAGCGAUGAAGAAUUCAUUGCGCAGUAUCUGCAACCUAGCCCGUCCUGGACCGAGUGGAUACACCCUCGAACCGAUGCCAAGUACACCAUCAGUCUCAUAUCCUCAGGCGCCCUGGCAGAGAAAGACUUGAAAUCGUGCCUCUCCCUAGUAGAAGAAACCAGUCGUGCGGACUACGAACCUUCGUCACUAGGCUGGAAACCCGCCAAGAAGCUCGACGAGAUGAAGUCGCCUGAGCUGAGAUACAUCGUGGUCAAAGAUGGCCAAGGCGACAUAAGAGGGUUCACGUCGCUGAUGCCAACGUAUGAGGAGGGACAGCCGGUGGUUUAUUGCUAUGAGAUCCACUUGAAGGGAGAGCUGCAAGGCACCCGACUUGGCAAACUCCUCAUAAGUUUCUUGGAGGAUGUGGCGGUGAAUGUGCCGACGGUUGAGAAGGUCAUGUUGACGUGUUUCACGAGCAACAAGCGAGCACUGGACUUUUACAAGAAACUCGGGUUUAAGAAGGACGAUAUAUCACCCGAGCCUAGGAGAUUGAGGUACGGGAAGGAGGUUGUACCCGAUUAUGUUAUCAUGAGCAAGGUGGUUGGGAAAUGAUCCAUCCAGAUCGUCAAAUCAUGACUCACUUGCGCCUUUGGCCUUGUUUAAGUGACAGAGAGCCAAUCUCUUGGGACUUACACGGCAUAAAACCUGUUAAUUAUCGGUCA